Acaulospora morrowiae is the source of this 873-nucleotide messenger RNA. The record is from the annotation of a GenBank genome assembly. NCBI's taxonomy places the organism in Eukaryota, Fungi, Glomeromycota, Glomeromycetes, Diversisporales, Acaulosporaceae.
AAGUUGUAUCAGGAGGAUCUUUCAGUUUUGGAAGACGACGAAGAUAAUUAUGACGAGGCGGAAGAGCUAGAGACCGAUAUCCUCGAGAUUUGCAUUGAAAGAUUUACAGAGAACGUCUGUUCUGUAAUUCCUUUAUUGAAAUCGCCGAGGCUCUUUGAAGAACCAGAACUUUAUUUUGUGGAUUUUGUCACUUCUGCUUUGCCCAAAUUUGGAAAGUGUAAUAAGGACGGAGAACUAUUGAGAUGGAUUGUUUUAUAUCAUCUAGGUCAGCAAAUUCCUAACCCGGUCAGACUUCAUGUCUUUUGGUGGGAAAAAUCCGAAACUGUGCUUGCCAAACUGCAGGUGAUGGAAAUGUGUCCGGAGGUCAUAAAAUCAAUAACUUCCUUGAAAAAUGAGGAAAUUAUGAGUCUCGACUUAGAAGCAUGUUUAUUGGAGGGAGUAGUUAACGUUUUUAUGAAUAGGAUCGAUUCAAUGAAUAAUGUGAUGGGGGCUGAGCAGAUGCUUCACGCCUGGCAAAGAGACGUCGCCAAUAUCUUAUCUCUGGCCACAAAACUGUCGAAUAAUGUUACUGGAAACCAAUCCUUGCAAAGAUUACGGAUUUAUAAUGAUUUAUCCAAAUCUCUCAAGCUACAAGAUUUGCUAGAAAUCAGAAAGGUGGAAGUUACCGAGAUAAAUGAAGAAAUGCUUUCCAGACAGUUCAUUGAUAAUGUUUUUAAGAAAUUAGCGGGCUACGAUAAAAAUGAACUCAGUUUAUCCUCACAAAGAUCGUUUAUAAAUAGAUGUCUUAACACGCUUUCCAUGGAUUCACCUAUUCGUCCGUUCCUUUACACAAAGAUUUUUUCUACGGAUCCUCUGCCCCUGUCAUUCCCCAUC